This is a messenger RNA of Topomyia yanbarensis, 5134 nucleotides long. RefSeq names its product suppressor of lurcher protein 1 (gene Sol1). The transcript is spliced from 9 exons. Gene Ontology annotation, cellular component: plasma membrane. NCBI's taxonomy places the organism in Eukaryota, Metazoa, Arthropoda, Insecta, Diptera, Culicidae. The coding region runs from base 2820 to 4256 and encodes 478 amino acids. The record is from RefSeq and is a predicted model, not a curated record.
UACAGACACCGCAUGGUAUUUCGUAAACAACAUUAGUUCGACGGUCUUUUUCUAUUCUGUCCUUAAGCUUACUGUGUACUGUGUCUUUAAUUUUGUCAAUGGUUUUAAAAGCUAGUUUUAUGUUAUGUUGUAAUAAGUUGUGUCUCCGUUUUUUUAGCUAGCGUCAAUCAUGCGCUAGCUUAGUCCUGUCACUAAAUUUGUGUCCGAUUCUGAUGCGACGAAGUAGAACCGUUAAACCGAUAACUAAUUUAACUUGAAAAUAGUUUGCAAGUAAGCAGUGUUAGAUCAUGUAGCCGAGCCUCGAUUUUCCCGUCGUUCAUAUAAUCUUGAAUCUUGACUAUCUGAUAUGGCCGAAGUGGAUAAAGGCGACCUUUAAAAGCUUAAGCUCCAUUUUCACCUUCACCAUAAAUCAGUUAGGCAAAUGAAGUACAUGAAGCAAUGCAAUUAAUCAAACGAUGUAAGUUGUUACUAAAUUGUUAAUAAAAUGAAACAAAAUGUAAAAAAAUAAGCGAAAAUUUUAAACUAAUAAACUGAAUAAAAUGAACCGAACGAAUAAAAAAACGAAAUUCACUAAUAAAUAACUAUUAAAAAUAACAUGAAUUAUGAUAAAAAAUUGAAAUAAAAUAAUAAUGAUAAAAAAUUGAAUUGUACACUAACGAGGAAAGCGGAUGUCCAGGAGCGGCUCGAAAUAAUGUCUAUCCUAGAACGGACAGGAUGAGAUAAUAGGGUUCUCAUGAAUUUGAAACAUUUUAGAACAUCGGGCACCUCUCAAAGCCACCUUCACACUGUUUCAAAUUUGAACCAAAAUGAACACAAGUAGUGCUUCGUUUCUGGACUUAACGUCUACGUGUGCGAUCAAACCGGGCUGCCACAUACUGAUGAGACGAAAUCGUUAAUAUUAUUAUUCUUAUAGGAAAUUAUGUUUUAACGGUUUUCCAAGGCUCUGUAAUAAUUUUUUUUCCAGUGCUAUCUGACAUGGCACAGCUAGAAUUUUUACUUCCUAUUUAUGCAGCCAGUCUUUCGAGUGAUAGGUCCAUCCCGAAUGGUCCAUCUCCGUGCGAGUCUGCCAUCACACCACCGAUAAUAGCCCCGAAAGGGACAAUACACAUAUAAUUUACGAUUCCCUGAUGUAUAAUACAAUAUGAUACUAAUUUAAUUUAUCGCCUGCUGCUAUUCCUUUGCUGGUGGUGUUGUGUACACCACCAACGCCUGCAUCGGCAUUCCUCGUCGGGCCAAUAUUAUAAUUAUGUACGAACCUCUUUUGUUCCGUCGACGGCGCUUUCCCAGCUCCCUAUCGACAACGACAGAUGCUCCUCCUGGCCUCCUCCUAGUGUGCGUUUGUCUGUAAAUAGAUCAAAGUAGAAGUAGAAUCAGUUUAAUCAGACGAGAAAUGGGAUUUAAAUUAAUGGCAUUUGAUUCUGAUCAUAUACGAGUUUGUGAAAACAUAGAAUAACAAAAAAGGUGAUGUGAUGUAAUCCUUAAUUAAAUCUAUGGUUUCGAGUCCGGACAUUCCUAUCUCAUAGCCUUCAUUUCCUCCUUUUGUUCCUUAGAUUAGCUUCGAAAGGAUUAUUACCCUAAUCACAGAUGCAAAACAAAGACACAAGAUACCAUCCUCUUUUCUCAGGCUUAUCGUUAACUACUGUUUGCAACUCUUUUGUACUGGCAAGUGGGCCUUGAUGAAUACAGCCACACAACACCUUGAACACACCAGUCAGUGCUUAUCCCAAGCCAGAAAGGAUGACUUUCGAAUUCCUCGCUUUUGUUAGCCUUUCAAGACAGUGAACCUGAGCACACACACACAUACACAAACGUCACUCCCCCCAGUCAGGUCAAGUCGACCCACUGUCCUGUGUUCUGCACCGUGGUGACACUUCAAUUAUCAAGACACAUCCCAGCGCUGGACCGGGAGCACUUCCACCAACCACAAUGGCGGGUUUACCAUGGCGCGAAGAACCAACCGAACCCAACACCCGAUCUAUCAGCGCGCUGUUUUUAUUACCAUCCGACCCGUCCGCAUAUUACGUUGGGGUUGAUUUUCGCUCUUUAGGCCGUUGUCGUCCACUUUUUUCCCGAUCACAGUAGGUGGUGAUGGAAUUUGUCUGUGAUAUCCUUCUGACAAAGGGGGACGACGACGUACGACGACAGCAACGGUGAGCGUUGUUUGUUGUUUUUUUGUUGCUCGUUGGUGGUCGUCGUCGUCGAUCCUAAGGGAAAUGAUAUUAAGCUUUUAUGCUUUGCACGUUAACUGAUUGUUGGUUAAAUGGCGGAAAGGAUAUGGCUGCUAGGGCUUUGAGGGCACACGUUUUCAACAGAAGAAAUAGAGAAAAUUGUGGUUACAAAAUGUGCAAAUAUUUACUGUUCGAAAGAUUGUUAAACCGAACAAUGGUGACUUGUUAUCCUGAACUUUGAUAAAGAUUACAACUUGACAGAUGACGAGGGACUCAAGAUCCUUCUGUGAUAUCCAAUGUUAUUUGAGAAGAAAACAGACCAGAUAAGGAUGAAAAGAACAGAUCCUGAACAAUGAAACAGCAUCCCGUAAUUCCCUCCGACUACGAUUUACAUGUAUUACAUGGUUUUUCAAGCCACAUGCAGUGCACAUGUUGUGGGCGUACCUACAUGCGGCUUCCCGGCACGAAGUCUGAUAGGAUGAUGAUAGCAACCUUGUGGAUCACAUUUCCCGGAAGGGUAGCAGCUCCGAUAUCGGGUGACUAAGCCGGCCGCAGAAAAGCUAAUAUUAGCUAGCAAUAACAGUGGGUGGUAGUGGCACGAAGCGACAGCGACGAUAAUACACGGCACUGAGUUUAAAACGAAAGUGAAUAAUGAGACACAAUCAUCAAUUAGUGAAAGUGACAAAUUUCCUAUUCCAUCUGACGCUGGUUCUACCGGGAGUGCUAGUGGAGCGGAGGAAUACAGCUGCCAGAGCGGAUGCUAGCAGUGGUGGUGGUGGAGAGGUGGUGCAGUCCGGAAAGGGGGAAUUGAUGCCACCCAGCAACUCGGUUGGGGUGGGUGGCAUCGAACCUCGACAUGGAAAAGGAUACUAUAAAGGAUCACCCCACUGCACCCGAUUAGUGUUCAGCUCCGGCAGAGCUCGGAAUGGCAGCAUAGCACCGUCCCAUUCGAAGCAUUCCGGUCUAUUCCCUUCGGCGAUUUGCUACCAGUACGAGUUUGUCGGUCAGGGUCUCGAACGUAUUCAGAUCGUAUUCUCGGAAUUCAGGCUGCCUUCCAAGCUGGAACCAAACGAAUGCGGCGAGACGGAUAUUCUGAUGGUAUUUUCCCACCAGGACGGCCGGGACGAGGUGAUCGAGACACUCUGCGGGGACAUCCUGCCAAAGCCAAUUCUGUCGAAUGGACCACGGCUGCUGCUGGAAUUUCGCAGUACCUUCAACAACACCGAGAACAAAGGAUUCACGGCGGAUUUCUUUUUUCUAACCAAUUUCGGCAUCCCAACGGGCCACCAGCCGAACCAGUCGGAGUGUAGUUUCCAUUACUUCAAGAAUGCCACCAACCAGGGAUGGAUUCAGUCACCUAAUUUCCCCGGUGCCUAUCCAAGGAACAUCCGGUGUAAUUAUUUCUUCUACGGUGACCCGCUCGAUUAUGUGCUGAUCCGGUUUACCUACUUCGACAUCGAGGGAAUCGCUCCCUGCGACGAAAACUCCGCCAGCGACUACGUGGAGUUUUCUAAUUUUAUCACCCGGGAUCGCAAAUUCGCCCUGUACUGCGGUCUCCGACGAGAUCUGAUCGUCCGCUCGGAUGGGCGCUUCUUUCGUGUCACCAUGGCAUCCAAUGACCGGCUGGAUGGAACCGGAUUCCGGGCACUGUACGCCUUCGAGAGUAGCAUCUCGGCCGGUAUGCUCGGUGGCCCGUCCGGAGGUAGUGGCGGUGGGGGAGUCGUUGGUGUUGUGGGAGCCGCUGGCGUUCCCUAUCUGCCCCAGCAGCAGCAACACCAACAGCAGCAGCAGUAUCGGGUGGUGGUGGCGGUGACACCGUUGACGACGAUGACGACGACUACGGCGACCGGGCGGAACACCGGUCACAGCAGACGGCGUGCCUCGGGCGGUUCGGGCGGAUUCAGUUCAGAACUGCGCUCCCACGGUCUUAUCCUAGUACUGAUGAUGCAGUUGCUGCUGCUGCUACUGAUAUCAUCCAGAGCGGAGGCGGCUAUAGUCGGAACAAACAGACAGUACGUCGCCGUCACGUACUCGACCCAUCGUCGUCAUCAACAUCAUCAUCCUCAUAAGCUCAAGCAACAUUGUUAGCCCUAUCCUGCUGUUGCUUCCGUUGACGACGACGACGACGACAACAAAAAGAACGACAUGUACGAGAUUCCGCAGUGCAUGCAGACAGACAGCUAAGGAGGUGACGACACGAUACACGUCCGACUCCGUGACGUUUGGGCGGUGGCGAUGGGAAGCUGCAUCAUCUGGGUGGACGAGUAAAUUGUCUUGAUAAUCCUGGAUCAUUGGUUCGAGUAUGUGUCAAACACGUCCGGGACUGACUGAGAUGCUGAACGUCAUUAACGGUUGGGAAAAUAGAUAUCCGCAGUUUUUAGCCCUACGUGGACAGAUUAUGAACGGAAGAAUCGCCGAAACAAAGUAUCCGUAGCGAUGAGAAGGAUAAUUGGAUAGCUCGAAUUUCUUAGCUAAUUGAAAUACGUAACGUCUUUCGAGACAGCUUUAUUACAGAGCUAAAAGACGAAUUGUUUUGUUUUACAGGAACGAUUUCCUAUUCAGUCAGAAAAGUGAAUCUGCCAUAAUCUAAGUUAUCAAAUUAAAAGUGGAAAAAAAGAUGGAACUGAAUAAUUGAAGCUGAAGCAUACUUGAAUAUGUUACACUGAACAAGCCGCCAGCCAGAGAAAAAAAAAACAAAUGUACAUACCCAACAGCAAAAAAAGAAACAGAAUCAAAGUAGAUUAGAUAUAGUUUUCCCUUUGAUCCCGACCAGCGGGAUCGUGAUUGUGAUCAACUUGCGGAAAGCGAAUAGCGCUAUAUCUGCACAAAAUACGCGAGAAAAAAUAUGAAUCUAUGCAUGUGUGUGACUGUCUGUGUGCCACAUCCUUAUCCCGCAGCAUCCGAGUGAGACAGAACGUAUAAAACUGACUAAAAUAAAACAAUUUCGUGUGGAAAUUUUCCAGAAA